Camelina sativa (false flax) is the source of this 1106-nucleotide messenger RNA. Its product is annotated as putative ADP-ribosylation factor GTPase-activating protein AGD15. Lineage: Eukaryota; Viridiplantae; Streptophyta; Magnoliopsida; Brassicales; Brassicaceae. The record is from RefSeq and is a predicted model, not a curated record. Gene Ontology annotation, molecular function: GTPase activator activity.
UCUCUCUUUCUCUUUCCCUCUUCUCUCCUUCAAAUCCGUUCUUCCUUAAAAAAAAAUCAAUUUCGCUCUCUGUUUACAAACUUGGUUUGAUUUUUCAAUUGCCUCUCUCUUUCUCUCUCUCUCUCUGUCUCUGUGAUUAUCUUUCAUCAGAAUGAACGGGAAGGCCUCUGUUUCCAAGGAGCUUAACGCCAAACAUUCCAAGAUAUUGGAAGCACUUUUGAAGCACCAGGACAAUCGAGAAUGUGCAGAUUGUAGAUCAAAGGCACCAAGAUGGGCAAGUGUGAACCUUGGGAUAUUCAUUUGUAUGCAAUGCUCUGGAAUCCAUCGUAGCCUUGGCGUCCAUAUCUCACAGGUAAGGUCUAUAACUUUGGAUACAUGGCUUCCAGAUCAGGUUGCUUUCAUGCAAUCUACCGGUAAUGCUAAGGCAAAUCAGUAUUGGGAAUCAGAAAUGCCUCCUCAUUUCGAGAGAAGUUCAAGCGACAUGUUUAUAAGAGCCAAAUAUAAUGAGAAGAAAUGGGUUUCACCUAAAGGAGUUCAACCGGCUCCUAUAGUUAGUAAUCUAAGCUGCAAAGUUAGUCACUUGGUAGAGAGCGGAUUUAAGCCUGAAACUCCAAAGAAAAGAACUCUUUCACUUGACGAAGAGAUCCUUCGUAAUCAUGUUCUUCACGCAACACCUCCAGAAACAAGAAUUCGCGCGGGUUCGGUAGAUAUGAAGGAGAAUGUAUAUGCUCUACCUCUACCAGUGGGGCUGGAAGUUAAGAAACCAAAUCAAAAGAAUGAGAUUUUCUCCAACGAAUUGAAUCAGAAUAGAAGAACCACCAUAGCUCCACCAUCAAGCUGGGCUACUUUCGACUGAAGAGAAUGAGAUGAAGUUUUUGGAAACUAAUCAUCAUGUGGGCUUUUUAAUUAUAGUCAACAGGUUGGCAAAGAUGGGGAUGACAAUAGAAGUUGGUUCUGUUUUCUAUUUUUAUUCAUUUAUAAUCCAAAAUUGGUUGCUUGUAACUUAAGCAUUUUUCUAAAUACAAUGGAAGAGGGAACAUCUUGAGUAUAUAUUUGACAAAAAGAAAGCAAUAACCAACUCACAAAUGUGUAUUAUUAUUUUGAAC